AAACUGUCACGAUAGAUUCCAGCCGAAUUUACCGAAAGGCGAAUAAUUAUUUGUAAAAUAAACGAUAAUUAGUGUUUUUUCAGUUUUAUCUAAAAUUCACAUUCAAAAUGUUGAUCAAAGUCAAGACGCUUACAGGAAAAGAAAUUGAGAUUGAUAUCGAGCCUACAGAUAAAGUAGAGAGGAUUAAAGAGAGAGUAGAAGAGAAAGAAGGAAUUCCUCCACAGCAACAACGUCUUAUAUUUUCAGGAAAGCAAAUGAAUGAUGAAAAGACAGCACAAGACUACAAAGUGCAGGGUGGCUCCGUCCUUCACUUGGUGUUAGCGCUGAGAGGGGGCGAGUGAUCUCUUGUGAUAAGUGGCUCUUAUAUUUAUAAUUUAAUUAUACCUCUCAUUUCUUGUAUAAAGUCAACAUGAUAAUGUGAA
This is a messenger RNA of Pectinophora gossypiella (pink bollworm), 422 nucleotides long. It is a transcript of the gene Nedd8, whose product is annotated as NEDD8. The transcript has 3 exons. The record is from RefSeq and is a predicted model, not a curated record. The coding region runs from base 108 to 341 and encodes 77 amino acids. NCBI's taxonomy places the organism in Eukaryota, Metazoa, Arthropoda, Insecta, Lepidoptera, Gelechiidae. Gene Ontology annotation, molecular function: protein tag activity; ubiquitin protein ligase binding. Gene Ontology annotation, biological process: protein neddylation; regulation of proteolysis; modification-dependent protein catabolic process. Gene Ontology annotation, cellular component: nucleus; cytoplasm.